Messenger RNA from Gossypium raimondii (Peruvian cotton), 838 nucleotides. RefSeq names its product auxin-responsive protein IAA33. The transcript is spliced from 2 exons. Gene Ontology annotation, biological process: regulation of DNA-templated transcription. NCBI's taxonomy places the organism in Eukaryota, Viridiplantae, Streptophyta, Magnoliopsida, Malvales, Malvaceae. Gene Ontology annotation, molecular function: protein binding. Bases 196 to 702 code for a protein of 168 amino acids. The record is from RefSeq and is a predicted model, not a curated record. Gene Ontology annotation, cellular component: nucleus.
CAUAAAAUCCCCUUCCACACCGCGUAGACCAAAACCUUCUUAGCUGUAUCAUCUUCCCAGUGAAGUAGAACUCAUUGAUAAUUCUCCCUUUAUUUAUCAACAACAAAGCAACCACCGGUCCAACCCAACCCAAAAUACUAUUACUGCUACUCCUCUCUCUUCCUCAGAACUUCACCCAGACACAGAGAGAGAGAGAUGAACAGUUUUGAACCUGAAAGACAUGACUCCUUGAAAAGGAGAUGGCAAGACAAAAGAUUAACCAACAUCAACACCUCCUCCAGAUUUGUUGCUUCUCCAGCCCCACCUCACUCUUCUUCUGCUCCCUUAACCUUGACGCCUAACCCUAGUUAUAACAGGCGUUUCCCUUGUCUCGACGAUGAUUAUCUUGUCUCCACCGUCGUGCCCCCAGUGACUGUGGUGCUUGAAGGCCGUUCCAUCUGUCAGCGCAUCAGUCUCCAUAAGCAUGCAAGCUACCAUAGCCUUGCAAAGGCUCUCAGGCAAAUGUUCGUGGACGGAAACGACAAUGAAAUCACCUCCGAGAAUGACCUUGAUCUUUCCAAUGCUGUUCCUGGUCACCUCAUUGCCUAUGAAGAUAUGGAAAACGAUCUUCUUCUCGCUGGAGAUCUUAACUGGAAGGAUUUUGUACGCGUAGCUAAGAGAAUUCGGAUACUGCCAGCGAAGGGGAAUUCAAGGAAAGAAUGAACAGGGGCAGUGUUGGGUUUUGGCAUCCUGCUUUAUUUCUCUUUGUGAUGAUCGUGGAUGAACUUAUAUAUAUAUAUCUGAAAAUAUAAAGAAAAUCAAGAAGCAAAUUAAAGCUCAUUUUGCAGUGGGAUUUUGA